This is a messenger RNA of Symsagittifera roscoffensis, 456 nucleotides long. Its product is annotated as gamma-interferon-inducible lysosomal thiol reductase-like. Gene Ontology annotation, molecular function: oxidoreductase activity, acting on a sulfur group of donors, disulfide as acceptor. Lineage: Eukaryota; Metazoa; Xenacoelomorpha; Acoela; Convolutidae. The transcript is spliced from 4 exons. Bases 1 to 456 code for a protein of 151 amino acids. The record is from RefSeq and is a predicted model, not a curated record.
AUGAAGGCUACAGCUAGAGUUUUGGCAAGUUGCCUUUUGGCAGCCACGUUCCAGAGCGUGUUUGGAGCGUCCAACUCGACUGCGGAUUUGAGCGUAUACUUCGAAGCAGGAUGCUACUACUGCAUCCAGUACUUCAACACAAUCAUCAGGCCCACUUACCCUGCCCUGAAAACCAUCCUGAACCUGAAAUUAUACCCUUGGGGUAAUCAACAAGCUUUUGAGUGGAAGGGCCAUGACCUGGAUGGUUUCUCUUGUCAGCAUGGAAUCGAAGAAUGCGCUUCAAACUUAUUCAUGGCGUGCGCAGUGGCCGAAGUUGAGGAUUACUCCAAGGUCAUCGACCUCGUCAUGUGCAUGAUGGGCUUUAGCGGGAAUGACAAAAAUUUUCCCACCUUUCAAGUAUCAUGGACAUUCUGUUCAGAUCAGGCUGGAGUUGACGAAGCUGCUAUUAAGGAAUGA